This is a messenger RNA of Sodiomyces alkalinus F11, 2066 nucleotides long. RefSeq lists its product as hypothetical. The record is from RefSeq and is a predicted model, not a curated record. Lineage: Eukaryota; Fungi; Ascomycota; Sordariomycetes; Glomerellales; Plectosphaerellaceae. The coding region runs from base 239 to 1750 and encodes 503 amino acids. The transcript has a single exon.
UGGAGGUGUCCGAAGGCCCCCCCCCCCCCGUCUUCGAAACAAAACUAACCACCACUCCUUUCGUCUCACCUUCUGCCUCUCCGUCGAGACAUCUCCUCUCAUUCAUACCUUUUUUCCUUUUUGGUUCGUUCCCCUUUCUCAGACGCCCGACUCUCGAAAAAUCCUAUCGAAAUCAUCGUCCACGUUCCUCAUAGGUUCGUUAGUUGAUCGCAGUCGAACCUCGUUUCCUUUGCCCACCAUGACGAAACGAACAACCUUCACAACAAUUACUCCGCUUCCACCCGACCUCUCUCGCGAGACUGUCAUCAGCUUCUUUCAUAACCACCUGGAGAUGAUUGAUCUCAACCCCCUUAUCAAAGAGCGACACCCUAUUUCUCCCCCGGCCAAUGCGCCCCCAGACGAAAGGCAUUGCAUCUGGUACUCCCUCACCGAUGAGAUUUCGUAUCUCCCCGGCAUCCCUGCCGCCUCCUCGAAUGUCUCCUACACUUGCGCCUUCCACGACCUGCCCGACGGCUUACAGACACAUUGCUAUGCUCCUAUGGGCCUGGACAUUCGUGAUCGAUGGUCCGUCGGCGGCACCCUUCCCGGCGAACCGCAAGAACCGCAGGAACUAGGCCUCGGCGCACCGCGAACCGGCCUCUACAUCCGCGAGGAUGUCGACAUUCGUUGCAACAUCCUCAUGGCCUCCUUUGUUAAGAAGACUCUCAAGAAGAGCCACGGCGCGCUCGUCGAGAAACUCCGGUCUCGGGCGGUGUCCUCUCAGUACUCGAACCCUCACACUAGGGUCGACGGCCCUCCACCUACGACAGCGCCGUCGCGACCCCAACGCCCCCAACGCCCCCGAUCCGCCGAUACUCCCUCGCGCAUUCAACCCGAUAGCCAGAUGGUGUAUCAGCUAGGUAACUCACACCAGGGGAACGGGAGUAGAAAUCGGCUCACGAGCAGAAAAACUGAGGAUGUCGCUCAUGGCAGCGCGAACCACCAGAAACAACACAGCCAUCGACAGAAACAUGGUAAACAACGGAGCAAAGACAGUUUCGGCAUCCCCUACUCCCAGACACGGCAGUCACAACCACCCCAGAUGCAACAGCAACCGCCCAGCAUGUCGCACGUGUAUCAAUACUACCCCCCGCAACUCGCCAUCGCAAAUCAUAGUACGCCGUCCCUCACACCAACCACGACCUCCGCAUCGUCUUCUGGGAACAGGUCCGAGAACUACUCGCCCAGCGAAGUGCCUUCGCCUCUCCGCAUCAGGCAUCAGUCCAACGGCUCUGCCGGCCACAGUAUGGACUUGCUCCUCGACCGCGAUUCAAAGGUCGACGUCUCGUGGCAACAGCAGCAGCAACAACAACAGCAGCAGCAACAGCAACAACAACAGCAACAACAACAGCAACAACAACAACAACAACACCAGAACCCCCAAUCAUUCCACGAGCCCCCACCACGUCGUCCUCAAUACCGGCCAUCGUCGGACAAGGCCGGUCCGCCGCAGGAAAACACCGCCGCCAGCGUCUACCUAGACCUCGUGAAACGGAACCCUUACGAUUCGUCGCCCGACACGCCACGCUCACACUCACACUAUCACCGCCAGGAUGGGUUCGUCGUGUCCGAGCUAGCUGAUCAGCGACAGCCACCCCCGAAACGAAUCCACGAGCUUCCUCCCCAGCACCCUACAGCUCUCCGUCCCGGGGUGCCAGGGAGGGUCGCGAGGAUCCAAGCCGACGGGCGACCUUAUCCAGAGCUGGAAUGACAUCGCAGCGCUUCCACCAGCGAAGACAGUUGAAGAAGAAAAACAAGGUGCACAUGUGAUGGAGGGUUUUCUGAACGGGAGGCUACACGUGCAGGGGCACGCGGCAGAAGCACAUGGCACAUGGCACAUGGCACAUGACACAGGGGACUCGACUCGUCGGUUUCGAAGUGGUACGGAGUAGGCAUUGUGGUUGCAUCGUCUCUUCUUAUUUGCAUGUAUGAUGAUACCUUGUAUGUUUGGGAGGGGGGGACCCGACGUCGGCAACGGUACUUAUACCCUUUUCUGUCUGCUCAGUUCGAAUGACAACACGGUAUGG